This is a messenger RNA of Paramuricea clavata, 4694 nucleotides long. Lineage: Eukaryota; Metazoa; Cnidaria; Anthozoa; Malacalcyonacea; Plexauridae. The record is from the annotation of a GenBank genome assembly.
AUGGAGGAUGAGUUAAGAGAAUUAGGAAAACUGGAUUUUUUUGGUAAAUUGAAAGAAGAUGAUGAUUCUUAUAAAGUAUUGGAGGAGAUUGACAAAAUUAGAGCUAAGACAGUGUACCAACAUACAUCCGACGAGUGUUCGGAUAUUUGUAAGGAACGGGGUAAGAUAACAAAAUAGUUUGAUAUUCAAGAAGAAACGGGGAAUCAAGGUGUUUGAAGAUUGGUACUAUUGUUCUCAUUUCCUUGUUAUGAUUUUGGGUUGUGAAGCUAAUUAAUUCAGUUCAUGAAUGCUAGUUUUUUUUAAAAAAAGGCAAGAAUAAUGUGCUGCAAAGUCAAUAAAUUAUUGAACUUGGCAGCGGGUUCUGCUCAUAACAAAGGUGGACCCACAGAUGUAAACAUUGCCCAAAUUUUACAUCUUUCGAACUUUUUUUGAAUUGAAACGUAGAGUUUAAUAUUAAUUUUAGCGAACCAGAAAAGUGUUAGAUAUAUUCAGUUAGUAUGUCUUAUUUUACAAAUAUAGCAGUUCAAAAUGUAAACAAAGGAUUUGUUUACACGGACUUGACAUGGUCUUUAAUAAUUUGUUGUAAAUUUAACAUACUAAUUUUAAGUAAUUUUUUUAAAGGUUGUGGAAGGCUUUGGGUGGCUGAUGGGAUAUGGAAACUAAUGUUUGCACAUUGUAUGAUGCAUAGAAAGGUACUGCAUGAGUGCAUGUGUAAUAAUAGUAAAUAAAUACAAGAUAUUUAUAUUUUUUAAUAUUUCUUCUACUCAUUAGAAUCUUGUAAAAGGUUUUCCCUUAAUAAAUUAUCCCCACAACUUGGAAAAGCUUUCUGCAAGCUGCAUGUGGAAUAUUUAGAAAGAAUGUAUCCUGAAGUGCCCACCGACAUCAGGGGAUUUUUAAAACAUUGUGGUGUUAUGUCGAGCAAUACUAGCAGUAUAGGUACAAUAAUUAAAUAAUAAUUUUUUUUACCAUGUUGUAUUUAAUUUCUGUGAUUGCACAAUUAUAGGGAAGUUAAAGACCAUGUCAACUCAAGUCUUUGAUUACAUUUUUAAUACACUUAUACAUGCACCCCAUUAUAUUCAACAUAGGUGAAGAAUCCCAGAGUGAUGAACUAUGUAUGUUGCCAGAUAACGAUGUGUCCAAAGUCGAUGAAAUUUUAAAGACACUGGAUGAUGAUGUAGUUUCCCAAAUUGGAAGUAGUGCUGUACAGUCACAAGGUAAAUUUGUGUGCUAAGGAGGGAGGCAAUAAUUUAACCCAAAUAAUUUCAUGAAGAAAUUAUGUAUCUCUAUUUUGCAUCUGCCAUAAUUACGUAUCUGCAAAAGUUUUUUAUGUAGCAAUUUUUUGGUAAGUAAUAAUUGAAAGUAUAAAAGUGAACUAAAUAAAUGUGUAGGUUAGGCCUAAUGUUAAUAUGUUAACUCCAACAGGCAACACUGACUUUAUUGAAAAGGAACAGGAGGCAGUUACAACAAUAUUGGAUGAUUGCAUUGAACUGGAACCAACCCUGUGCAGUAAGGAAACUGGAGGCAAACAAAGACUUCAGAAGUGGUCCAGGGGACAUUUGUUUGUUGUUCAAGGAGGAGGAGGGAUAAUUGAUAAGUGGAGUCCUCUUUUUAAGUAAGUAUAUUGACUGAGGUAGAAAAAUGUAAUAUUUAACAAUUAUUGCUGCUGAGCCUCAGCUUGGCAGCACACUAUUCUUGACGUUAUAUGAUGUUCUUGCUUUUUCGUGUCCAGCCCCCGCGGCCGAGUUAUGUAUAGUCGAAUAGCGAUUUUCACUCGGUGGAGAUUUCGGCAUUCCAGGGGGCUCAUUAAGUAUUCAAGUUGGUUUGUAAAAUGAGGGGGUUGUUCAACAAAAUUUUCUUCAAUGAUGCGAGCAGGCUACUCAAAUAUGUGUCUUUUAAGUGUUUCACCCGAAAUUUUCAGUACAUAAAGUAAUAAUAUCUGUAAGUUUAGUUCAUAUACUCAGUGUUUAUUUAUCGAUGUGAUGAACUGGUUUAAUACAGUUGCAAUAUCGAGGGUAACAGCCUGGAUUCAUGCUACCAGCUACCUACUUUAUGGCUACCUACUACAAAUCGCUGGCUACCAUGUAUAUGAAAGAGUUUAAGAAUUCAUAAACUAUUGUUCGUUCAAAGUCGAGUAAUGUAUUGUCAUAAUUUUAUUUUGACAUUAGUCAAAUGUCCACAAUGACACAAUAUGUCUUACAGUAUUAAAAUUCGCGCAGUACUAGAAUUCGCGCAGCGCUGGUUGAGCAAAUUUUAGCACUGCGCGAAAUAUAAUCCGCACGAAAAACGUUGUGGUAGUAAAGAUAAAGCGUGCGUUUAAAAUAACAAGAACUAAAACACUUAUUGCAUGGUUCUCAUUUGCCUAAUAAUAUUACAAUAAUAGUACGAUGCGAAUUUUAACAAGUAAGGUAUGGUAUCAUAUUUCAUUAUAUAUAAACGAACAAUGUAAAGUAGCCAUACAUUUCGCCGAACAUAACUUCGGCCCCUUUGGACAUAUCUUUUUCGUAAUAGUCUCAUUCGGACCAGAAUCCAAAACACUAUUCACAGUGUUAUUUUCAAGCUUGUGUCUUCAGAUUUUCAUCUUUUAUUUCGGUAUUUACAGAAUAUUUAUAUUUUUAGCGCGGCCCGUGAAACGUACAUCAAAACAGCUGUUUACAUCCUAGGGGUUUGGAAAAACCGGAAAUCGAAUCUACAGGUCAAAGUACUCCCAGUGGCAAGGUUUGCACGGGCAUCGGGCUAUAUAUGGCCAAGCAUACACGUGGCAUGCGCGUGCGAGUAAAAACCCGAUAUUUUGAAAAAUUCAAAAUAAAUAUUUCUACUCGCUGUAUUCAAACAAAACUUCCUACACGAAAGCGCUUUAAUACAAGGAGUAUUUUACUCACAUUGACUCCAGCGACGUGCUGUGGUCUUGAAAAGGACGAUGAAUGAGCAACGUCUGAUGAGGCCCAGGCCCAGUGAUGGAUGGAUCAAGAUUGGGGCGGGGGUUAUUACUGAUCAAACAUGAAACAUUUCAGUAAUGUUUUCGUAAAUUUAGAUUUUUAAAAUAUAAAUUGUAAUAUCUUAAUCUUGAUUUUCAGAAUUAAAAUCUAUAUUUUUUAUCUUUUGCAAUGUUUUUAAUUUAGGGCCCACAACGUCCCUGAUUGACUCUGAGCAAAUUCUGAAGAGUCUAGAAGAUAUUCAAGUUUAUUUCUUGUAAAUACAUGAUUGUUUUGGUUUGUGUAAUGUUUUGAAGGCAUCUGACCCCCCGUACGUUGAAAAGGCUAAUUUGUCAGAAUCACAAUGUUUAAAGGCGGGGGGGGGGGAAUACUUGCUGAGAUAACUACAAUUAGAAACAACAAAAAUCGUAAAAAUUUAAAUUGGGGUGACGAGAAAUUAAGCCAUUUACUGGCACUGAUAGCACGGCCGUAGCAACCGGGGUGUGGGGUCUUCAGCCCCGCCCCCCAAAAAAAUAAUUUGUAAACUAGUGAUAAUCUGUGAAGUUUGAGAGGGAAAUAAUUACCUAAUAAUCGCCCCUGACUAAUCAGCUCCCCCAAUACAAAAUUGCUUCCUACAGGUAGUGGAUAGGCAGUAACUACUAAAGUAUGGCGCAUUGCCAGCCAAUGGCGGUUGAUAAGAGACAUUAGCAGAUACUGACAGUACUCUACAACUGACAAGUAAAAUCAUCUGGCAUUACAAAGUGUAAAUUUGUCUGGCAUUAGACAGAGUUAAUACUAAAGUGGGGGUGCAUUGUCAGCUAAUGGGUAUGCCUUUAUCCACUUUUGACCCAAUGACAACUUUUUCAUGUUGGUUAUUUACUCAUGUUCCAUGCACGCAAUUUAAGAAUAAGUUCAUUGGGUCAAAAGUAAACUCCCCUUUAGAGUUGUUUUGCAUUCAGUUCAUGUGGUGAAAAAGGCAGCACUUUCCUUGCGAUAGUAACUCCUAGUUCAUAUACCUUACGACUGGUCAUUGUACAAUAACACAGUCGUAUUGCGUGUUUGAAAUAGUAAAAUACUAAAGCCACAUUAAGAAUUUAACAGAUUUUAGGGAAUUUAACAAAUGGCCGCAAAUUGACAUACUAAUUUAUCAAGAUCAUAUUUUAUAUACAUAAAAGGUACAUAUUCCAUAGAACAUAAUGUGUAAGGGAACACAAACGCUUUGUUCUUGAACUGGACAUAAACAUUACCAGUGUGACAUUCAAAGCAAUGUAGUCAUAUUGCAUUCAUGAUUCAUAAUGUUUUAGAUCAGAAAGCCCAUCACAGGUGUUUAUUAUAAUUUUGUCUUGGCUCUGUGCUGUGUUGAAGACAAUCAACCCGGUUAAUUGGUGCAAAGUGUUUCUUGCAUAUGACAACAUGUGUCGCCUAGAUGGCCUGAGGGCAGCCAGGAAAGUCUUACCUUGGCCAGAACCAUGGGACAAAGCAUGGAUAUCAAUACGAAAAAUUAUCGACAGCCUGCACAUAAGGAAUCACAAAGAUAAAACUUGCCAGGAAAAAUAUGAUCUGCAGCCUGUGAAAGAAGAAAUCCCAAACGGAAACACGAUGGCAGCUGAGCAGACCUUUGUUUGGUUAUCCAGAUACAAGAAAAUAUUGUGUGCUACACCUAAAGUGCAUCACUUGUUUGACUUACAUAGAAUAGUAAAACACAGAAACAGAUAUACUGUUAAGUGCUAUAAGAACGGAAAGAAGCCUCUUUUACCAAAGGCCCGUAAGAUACAAAGUUGA